Messenger RNA from Protopolystoma xenopodis, 507 nucleotides. The record is from the annotation of a GenBank genome assembly. Lineage: Eukaryota; Metazoa; Platyhelminthes; Monogenea; Polystomatidea; Polystomatidae.
AUGAGCGCUUCUUCUAAUGGUUUUAUUUUGCUUGUUUGUUUCUCCAAUUUUCGCAUCAUGAUAAAUCCUUAUUUUGACUAUCAGUUUCGUAUAAUACUAAUAGGUGAUAGUAUGGUGGGAAAAUCAUCUUUGGUCAAAGCAUUCAGCGAUGGAGAUUUUACAUCUCUAUGUGAUCCCACCGUUGGUGUAGAUUUCUGCACAAGGACAAUAGUACUUGAGAAUGGUAUACGCAUCAAACUGCAACUUUGGGAUACGGCAGGACAAGAAAAGUUUAGAUCCAUUACCAGGUCAUACUACCGAAACUCUGUUGGAGCACUGCUUCUCUUUGAUAUUACAAACCGUGAGACAUUGGAACAUAUUCCAGAAUGGUACGAGGAAGCCAUCCUAUGUAUUAAAUGCCCAAUGCCUGCAUUUGUGCUAGUUGGACACAAAGCUGAUAGACAAAGCGAACGCCAGGCAAGUAAUGUCUCGCAAAGUCAUUUAGAAUUUGCUUACGAUAACAUCUAA